AUGGCCUGUGUUGGAGUAGAAGAACAUCAUGCUGUUGACAUUGACCUGUAUCACUGUCCCAAUUGUGCAGUUUUACAUGGUUCCUCCUUGAUGAAAAAGAGGAGGAACUGGCACAGGCAUGACUACACAGAAAUUGAUGAUGGUUCCAAACCAGUGCAAGCUGGAACUCGAACUUUUGUUAAGGAAUUACGUUCUCGAAUCUUCCCAAGUGCCGAUGAAAUAAUUGUAAAGAUGCAUGGCAGCCAGCUGACACAAAGAUACCUGGAGAAACAUGGAUUUGAUGUCCCUAUAAUGGUCCCUAAAUUAGAUGAUCUAGGACUCAGGCUUCCUCCACCUACUUUUUCUGUGAUGGAUGUGGAACGUUAUGUAGGUGGUGACAAAGUGAUAGAUGUCAUUGAUGUGGCAAGGCAGGCAGACAGCAAAAUGACACUUCACAAUUAUGUUAAAUACUUCACGAAUCUUAACAGACCAAAAGUGUUAAAUGUGAUCAGCCUUGAAUUUUCAGAUACAAAGAUGUCUGAAUUGGUGGAGGUCCCUGAUAUAGCCAGAAAACUUUCCUGGGUGGAAAAUUAUUGGCCAGAUGAUUCAGUGUUUCCCAAGCCAUUUGUUCAGAAAUACUGCUUAAUGGGAGUUCAAGACAGCUAUACAGAUUUCCACAUUGACUUCGGUGGAACUUCAGUCUGGUACCAUGUCCUCUGGGGUGAGAAGAUUUUUUAUCUGAUAAAGCCAACAGAUGAAAAUUUGGCACUCUAUGAAUCUUGGAGUUCAUCUGUGACCCAGAGUGAGGUGUUCUUUGGAGAUAAGGUGGAUAAAUGCUACAAAUGUGUGGUAAAGCAGGGACAUACUUUAUUUGUUCCUACAGGGUGGAUUCAUGCUGUGCUUACUUCUCAGGACUGUAUGGCUUUUGGGGGGAACUUUCUGCACAACCUUAACAUUGCCAUGCAGCUCAGGUGUUAUGAGAUGGAGAAAAGGCUAAAAACACCAGAUCUUUUCAAAUUCCCUUUCUUCGAAGCCAUAUGUUGGUUUGUAGCCAAAAACUUGCUGGAAACCCUUAAAGAAUUGAAAGAAGAUGGUUUCCAGCCUCAAACUUACCUAGUACAGGGAGUGAAAGCACUGCAUACUGCUUUAAAAUUAUGGAUGAAAAAAGAACUUGUAUCUGAGCAUGCCUUUGAAAUUCCAGACAACGUUAGACCUGGACAUCUUAUUAAAGAACUUUCUAAAGUAAUUCGAGCAAUAGAGGAGGAAAACGGCAAACCAGUUAAAUCUCAGGGAAUUCCUACUGUGUGUCCAAUUUCACGAUCCUCAAAUGAAGCAACUUCCCCGUACCAUUCCCGACGAAAGAUGAGGAAACUUCGAGAUCACAAUGUCCGAACUCCUUCUAACCUAGACAUCCUAGAGCUCCACACAAGAGAGGUCCUCAAAAGAUUAGAGAUGUGUCCAUGGGAAGAGGACAUCUUGAGCUCUAAACUGAAUGGAAAAUUCAACAAGCAUCUCCAGCCAUCUUCCACGGUACCUGAAUGGAGAGCAAAAGAUAAUGAUCUACGAUUACUGCUGACAAAUGGAAGAAUAAUUAAAGAUGAGAGACAGCCCUUCGCAGAUCAAAGUCUUUAUACAGCAGAUAGUGAAAAUGAAGAGGAUAAGAGAAGGACAAAAAAGGCAAAAUUGAAGAUAGAAGAGAGUUCAGGAAUAGAGGGGGUAGAAAAUGAAGAAUCUCAAAAACCAGUUAACAGGUUUUUUACAAGUAUAAAAUCAGAACUCAGGAAUAGAUCAUCAGAAUAUUCUGAUAUUUCUGAUUCAGAAGACUCUGGACCUGAUUGCACUGCACUGAAAAAUAAUUUUACCACUGAAGAGUCUGAAAGUUCAGGUGAUGAAAAGAAACAAGAAAUAACAUCACACUUUAAGAAGGAAUCUAAUACGAUGAGGAACUUCCUUCAAAAGAGCCAGAAACCAUCUAGAAGUGAAAUUCCAAUUAAAAGGGAAUGUCCUACCUCGACGAGCACAGAGGAAGAAGCUAUUCAGGGCAUGCUGUCUAUGGCAGGGUUGCACUAUUCCACAUGUUUACAAAGGCAAAUACAAAGCACAGACUACAGUGGUGAAAGAAACUCUCUCCAGGAUCCCAGCAGCUGCCACAGCAGUAACCAUGAGGUUAGGCAGUUGUAUCGCUAUGAUAAACCAGUGGAAUGUGGAUAUCAUGUCAAGAGUGAAGAUCAAGACUCUAGGACUUCUUCCUGGAUAAAACAAUUUGAUACAACUUCCAGAUUUAAUCCUCAGGAUCUAAGUAGAAGCCAGAAAUGCAUCAAAAAGGAAGGUUCAUCAGAAAUCAGUCAGAAGGUACAAAGUAGGAAUAGUGUGGACAGCAGUGGCUCCAGCCUUCAGAAUGGAAAGUAUAUGCAGAAUUCAAGCUUGAUUUCGGGGGCAUGCCAGAUAAGUAAUGGCAGUCUAAGCCCAGAGAGGCCAGUUGGUGAAACUUCCUUCUCAAUACCCCUUCACCCCACCAAGAGACCUGCGUCAAAUCCACCACCUAUCAGCAACCAGGCAACGAAAGGUAAACGUCCAAAAAAAGGAAUGGCAACAGCCAAACAACGUCUUGGGAAGAUCCUUAAGUUGAACAGAAAUGGCCAUGCCCGUUUCUUUGUGUGAUAGAGCUGCCACUGCAGCCACUCUUGCCUUUGGAGACCAGUCUCGGGGGUGCAGGAGCCUGGAGCAGUCUGCGUGUACAGUAAGGACACUGCCCGAGGAACAGAAGGAGCCGCUGCUGCGUUUUCACUGUGCCACGCCCACUCAGCAAUAACCAGUAUGGACCUACCUGGUGGGGGAGAGGAAGGAGGAGGGUGGAACCUUAAAAAGAGACCUCGAACUGGAAAAGGUCUCUUGUCAGGGCUUGAAUUUCAUUUUGUCAUUAGUAGUGUCUUGAUUUAAUUUCAGUGGUAGGGUAAAGAAUUAUCAAUAAUUUAUUUAACAGAUUUUUUUUAAAGUUAACAGCUUUUAAAUUCUUUCUUUUUUAAAGCUAUUUAUUUGGAAGAUUUCUGAAGAAAUAUCUCACUAAUUUAGAUUUAAGAAUGUGAAGGUUUUUAAAUUAUUUUUGAUAGUGUGUGUGUUACAUGUGGGAAAGAGCCACAGUAACAGUAACUAGUCUGGACUCUUAAAUUUGAUAUUCAGGUUAAAGUCUUAAACAGGGAUUUGAUGCAUUAAUUAUUUUAAAUUAAGAUGUAUAUGAAAAUCAUUUUAUUUUAUAUAUUUCAUGUGUUUUUUAUAAGCUAUUAGCUUCGCUUUUGCUAACAUCCAAGGUGCAUACUGUUAUCCAGGUUGAUUACCUUCUGUCUCACCUUCCCUCUGCACUCCUCAUCAUUUUGUGACGACCCAACAAGACUUCUCGUUGCAGGGAAACACUUUCGUAGCCAAUGUGUAAGAACUCCAUAAAAGAUCCCUCAUUUCCCACUUAGUUUGACAUUGUGAUUUUCUUCUAAAUACAAAAAUAUGGGCUUCUUGCAUUUUCAUUUUGCUGAUGAUAUCUGGGUCCCAAAGAGAACAGCUUUAAUAUCUUUUUCCUACUUGUGGAAAAAGUAUUAAAGUUUGGUUAAAUUGUCAUGUUUGUGGUUUUUCCAAAUACAUGUGUAACUAUGGAGAGCCUUCUUCAUACUGCUGGUUUUGGAGGACAGGACCGAUGCCUGCUACAAAGGUUACCUCUCACAGUGCUUUUUAUUCUUUAGACCUAAUUUGUUGGAAAAUAUGAUUUGACUUAGGAUAUUCAACUCUGCAUAAUAAGCCGUAAUAUAAUAGGACUAUACUAUAUUAAGUUGUAUAGAAGCAAGCAUGUUGGAGUAGAUCUUUUGUGUGUGUGUUUACUUUUUAAUUUUUAACCUUCUAAAGAAUUAUUUAUGAUAUGGAUUUGAAGUAAAAUAGGUUCUUUUUGCAGUUUCUUCCAUCUGUCCUAACUUGACCAGUGCAAAUUGAGGUUAGGUAUCUGGUUGAACUUUAAGGUAAUCAUUUAUCUCCUUUAUGUUCAAUUUUAACUAAAUGCCAGUUUUCAGUUGCUUGUAAUAGCUUCUGUUUCCCCCUUUUCUCCCCAUGGCAUAAAAAUAAAUUAUUUCUGGGGGUGGGGUGGAAAUAUUCCCAAAUCUGACAAUAGAGCAUUUUACAAAUUCCUACUAAGAAAAUACAGGCAAACAGAAUAAAAUUAAUUUUUGUGGAGAAGAAAUAUGGCCAUAUUACAGAUUUGUCUUUUUUUAUUCAGCAAGGUAGUGGGACUUUCCCUUCUAUAUUAAGCAACACUUAAAUUGCUAAGGAAAAAAAUCAAUACCAUUGUCUUUCAUGGUUCUAUUCAAAUGUGUAUUUUCAAAGAGAAAUAUUUCAUACUCUGUUUCCAUUCCAAUAUUUUAUGGGAUAAGUAUGAAAUAGCUUCUGAAUCAGCCUUUUUGGUCCAGAGUAACUGGACCCAAAUUGGAAUCUUAUCUGGGUGUUAAGAAGAAUUUUUAUGGAAAUCCUCAAUGUCUAUAAGUGGCCUACUUAAACCCUUGUCUACACUAUGCCAAAACUUAGCAGAGAGUACAGUCAGUCUUCGAGUGGUCAUCUUAUGUCAAGAUGCAGACAUAUGGGUUUGACUGAUUCCCCCACCUUUUCACACAGUAUAUUACUAUGAUGUCUUAGUUUUCAGUAUACUGUUUUAGUGUUACAACAUAUGUACUUUUAUUUUGGCUUAAGAAAUAAGUACUAUAAUUUCUUUUUCCAUUUACAUCAUGAUC
This is a messenger RNA of Galeopterus variegatus (Sunda flying lemur), 4742 nucleotides long. It is a transcript of the gene KDM7A, whose product is annotated as lysine (K)-specific demethylase 7A. The record is from RefSeq and is a predicted model, not a curated record. Lineage: Eukaryota; Metazoa; Chordata; Mammalia; Dermoptera; Cynocephalidae. The transcript has 20 exons. Gene Ontology annotation, biological process: regulation of transcription by RNA polymerase II; protein demethylation. The coding region runs from base 1 to 2640 and encodes 879 amino acids. Gene Ontology annotation, molecular function: transcription coregulator activity; histone demethylase activity.